Messenger RNA from Ornithorhynchus anatinus (platypus), 1670 nucleotides. RefSeq names its product E3 ubiquitin-protein ligase TRIM11-like. The transcript is spliced from 6 exons. The coding region runs from base 1 to 1518 and encodes 505 amino acids. NCBI's taxonomy places the organism in Eukaryota, Metazoa, Chordata, Mammalia, Monotremata, Ornithorhynchidae. Gene Ontology annotation, molecular function: zinc ion binding; protein binding. The record is from RefSeq and is a predicted model, not a curated record.
AUGUCCGACCCGGACCUCGCCGAGACCUUCCAGCGAGAAGUGACCUGCCCCGUCUGCAAGGAGUACUUCAAGGAGCCGGUGACCUUGUCCUGCGCCCACAGCUUCUGCAGAGCUUGUCUCCCCAGGCCGGGGAAGGACGAAGAGCGCUCUUUCCGCUGCCCGGAGUGCCCGAGGGUCACGGAGCAGACGCUCUUCCAGGCCAACUGGCGACUAGCCAGGCUGGCUCACAUCGCCCGGGAUUUGCAGCCGCGGCCCCGACCCCGGGUCCAGGAGGCCAACGUGUGCGCCAAGCACCGGGAGAAGUUGGAUCACUUCUGCCGGGACGAUCACGCCGCCAUCUGCGUGGUGUGCAAGCUUUCCCGGGACCAUCGGGCCCACACCAUCUGGGACGUCGCCAAGGCCGCCCGGGUCUUUAAGGUAAGGAGUUCCUCCGCUAAACUCUCAGCUCCUCCGGGGCUCGGCAACAUCCCUCUCUCCAUCGGCGACCUGGAGGAGCUCCAGGAGGCGAAGCAGAAGCUCAGCCAAGACCUGGAGGAGGUUCAGACUCUGCUCGCCCAGGAGAAGACCAAGACGGCCCACUGGAAGGACAAGGUGGCGGCCCAGAGACGGGUCAUCGAGGCCCAGUUCGAGGCCACGCGGCGGCUCCUGGCCGAAGAGGAGCGGGCCCAGCUGCGGAAGCUGGAGGAGGAAGAGGAGAAAGGCUUGCAGAACUUGCAGAAGAACCGGGCCGAGUUAGCCCGCAACGUCGCCGGCCUGGAGCGGACCAUCGCCCACCUGGACCGGGAGACGCAGAAACCGCCCCUGGAGCUGCUGAGGGAAUCGAGAGACACGAUAAGCAGGUGUGAGGAAGCGUUGCGGCCCCCGGAAGUGGUGUCGGUGGACCUGGAGAGAGAGUGUCACGUCCCUGGCCUGCAGGAGAUGUUGAGCAAAUUCGCAGUGGACAUGACCUUGGACAGAGAUUCGGCCCACGGCGACCUGGAGGUGUCCCGGGACGGGCGGAGCGUGAAGAACGGCUGGAACGACCCCUCGGACGAAGCCCGCCCCCCCGACCCCUCGGCCGGCGUCCUGGGCUCCGCGUCCUUCUCCGCGGGCAGGCACUACUGGGAGGUGGACGUGGCCGCCAAGACGGCCUGGGAGCUGGGCCUGUGCCUGGAGUCCGCCCCGAGGGAGGGGCUGACCGCCCCCGGCCCCCAAGACGGCUUCUGGAUCCUCAAGCUGGACCGAGAGAGCGGCUACUUCGCCUGCACCAGUCCCCGGACCCACCUCCCCCUGGGGGCGGUCGUCGAUCGCCUGGCCGUCUACCUGGACGUCGAGGCCGGGGUGGUCGCCUUCUACGACGCCGAGCGCGGGACCCUCAUCUACACGUUCUCCGCCUCCUUCUCGGGCCCUCUCCGGCCCUUCUUCUGCCCUCAGCUCCCGUAUGGGGGGGAGAACGGUGUCCCCCUGACCCUCUGCCCGGCCACCCCUUUGGACUCGGAGGAUCCUUCCCUUCCGGAUAUUCUCGUGGUGGAGGCCUAAAUGACAGCGCCACGAGCUGGCCCCCCCCUGACUGGCGCCUGGUUUUGGUGUUGAGGAAGGGAGCCGGGUGAUUCUAGAUCCAACUGUCGCAUCACCGGUCCCUGAAAACCAUGGAUUUUUUAAUUUCGUAAUAAAGCUUGUUUUUAUCCUAC